AUGGGUGUAAUCACAUAUGCAGACGAGUACACUUCCCCCAUCACUCCAGCCAGAUUGUUCAAAGCCUUGGUCCUGGAUGCUCACAACCUGAUCCCAAAACUCAUGCCACAGGCUAUUAAAAGCAUUGAAUUCACUCAAGGGGAUGGAGGCGCUGGUAGCAUCAGGCAGAUCACUUUCGCCGAGGGUAGUCAAUUCAGCACACUUAAGAACAGAAUUGAUGAGGUGAAUGAAGAGAACUACUCAUACAAGUACACUGUGAUCGAAGGUGAUGCAUUGGCUGAGAAGCUGGAAUUCAUAACUCAUGAGGUCCAAUUCGAGCCAACACCAGAUGGUGGCAGUAAAAAUAAGAUGAUAACAAAGUACCAUACCAAGGGUGACAUUGUGAUCAAGGAAGAGGACAUCAAGGCUGGCAAAGAAAAAACACUGGGGAUGUACAAAGUUGCAGAAGCCUAUCUCCUCCAAAAUCCUGAUGCCUACGCUUAA
Juglans microcarpa x Juglans regia is the source of this 483-nucleotide messenger RNA. Its product is annotated as major allergen Pru ar 1-like. Gene Ontology annotation, biological process: defense response; abscisic acid-activated signaling pathway. The transcript is spliced from 2 exons. The coding region runs from base 1 to 483 and encodes 160 amino acids. Gene Ontology annotation, molecular function: abscisic acid binding; signaling receptor activity; protein phosphatase inhibitor activity. NCBI's taxonomy places the organism in Eukaryota, Viridiplantae, Streptophyta, Magnoliopsida, Fagales, Juglandaceae. The record is from RefSeq and is a predicted model, not a curated record. Gene Ontology annotation, cellular component: cytoplasm; nucleus.